AUGGCGCAAGGAACCCCUCCAAACUACUAUGCCAUCCUCGAGGUCAGCGAGACGGCCACCAUACAGCAAAUCCGCGAUGCCUACAAGCGAGCGGCCUUGAAGACACACCCGGACAGGCUCCCGGCCGAGUCACCAGAGCGUCCCGAACGCACUCGCAAAUUUCAACUUGUCAACGAUGCCUACUACACGCUCUCUGACCCGUCCAGGCGACGCGAUUAUGACGCUCAACGCCGUCUGUUCGGCGGUUUCAAAACCACAGAGCCAACAGACCCCUUCGCUGACCCUAACGACAACAACACAGAGAAUGCGCAACAGGCUCCACAGGACGGGUUCAGCUGGGCCUGGAACUUCUUCACGGGCCAGCGGGACGGCGGCGAGGAGCGACAGCAGGCCGAGGAGUCGCAGUUCGGUGACGUUUUUGAGGAGAUGCUGCGCGAGGAAGGAAUGGCACGACCCGACAACAGUCAGCCGACGGGCAAGUUUUGGGGAAUGCUCGGCGGAAUGAGCGGCGGGGCGCUUGGGUUUAUCGUCGCCAACGUGCCUGGUAUGGUGGCUGGAGCCGUCGCUGGCAACAGGCUCGGUGCGGUGAGGGACGCCAAGGGGAAGAGCGUGUAUGCUGUCUUUCAGGAUCUUCCACAAGGAGACAGGGCAAGGCUACUGAGCCAGCUGGCGGCCAAGGUGUUUAGCCACGCCGUGGGCGUCUGA
Molecule: messenger RNA, 705 nt
Organism: Pyricularia oryzae 70-15
Lineage: Eukaryota; Fungi; Ascomycota; Sordariomycetes; Magnaporthales; Pyriculariaceae
Exons: 4
Coding region: 1-705 (234 amino acids)
Source: RefSeq, a predicted model, not a curated record